UGAACUCGGGGACUCAUUCUGUGGUGUUUUUGCAGCUUUAACCGUUUUAAUUCCUCUCGAAUCCUGAGAAGUAGGCCUACAUUUCAUCCAGCGCUCGCCCCAGAGUUGUCGUCCUCGCGCCUCCAUGUAUAAAAUGGAUUACUCCUACCUGAACUCCUAUGACUCGUGCAUGGCGGCCAUGGAGGCAUCGGCCUACGCGGACUUCAGCUCGUGCAGCCAGGCCAGCUCGUUCCAGUACAACCCGAUCCGGACUGGGUUCGGUGCCAACCCGGGCUGCGCGCCCCUCAGCACCGCGAGCUGCACACUGGGGUCCCUUCGCGAGCACCAGACAACACCCUACUCCACAGGUAAGAGCGCGCAGAUGGCAUGGGAGAGGGUAUAGUGGGGCAUGAGCGGGAAAUUUGGCACGCAGGAGUUGCUCACGGCAGUGUUUAAUCUCCAGCUGCAAAUGUCUUGGGAUGUUGGCUAUAGUUAAAGCGUCUGGUUUAAUUUGAAAUACGUGCGGUAAAAUGUCAUUUUUGUUAUUUGAUUAUACCAAACUAGGCUAAUCGAAGAAGGUAAGACAUUUAAUUUGAUUAAUGAAAACCCAAUCAAUCGAAAUUAUAAAUAUUAUCAUACCUCUUAAUUUGAGGGUCGCUCAAAUCUAACCUCUCGUUUUAUGUUCGUUGUCAUGGGGAUAAUUCAAUCAGUGUAAAAUUCGUUAGAUGGCAAAUAUAUCUGUAUUAUCAACUAAUCAAAUUUGUAAUUUGUUUAGUCAAUUUAAUAGAAAUUGGUCUAUCCUAAAAUCUACCUUUUACUUUAACCAUCAUAAUUCGUUUUGUGGUCACGAUUCGACUGCGCAAUUCAAAUGUUUGUUUUUUGCUACCUUGCCAUACAUUUCCGUUUUUAUGAUUCAUGUCAUUAUGGUGAAAUAUGCAAAUGAGAUUAUUUAUUUGUUUAACAUUUUGCAGGAUGAAAUCUAUUGAGAUGCACAACCUCGUUUUCAAGUGUACAAAAAAAAAAAAAAAAACAACAAACAAUAGCCCACUUAGUAACAAGAAUAAUAUGGCAACAACUGUCUUAUAAUAGCAAUGAAAUAAUAAUAAUAUCCUAAUAAUACAAAAACGUACAUUAACAGCAUCAACAAGUUUUACAACUACCAAUAGGCCUACAACUAACACAAACUUUUUUUUCAACAAAUGGUUGAAUAGCGCAGGCUAUGCCACCUCAUUAGAAAAGCGUACACUUGCUGCUGCGCCUAAAACGUGAUUAUUUCACUGCUUAUAUCCAGAUAAUAAUAAUAAUAAUAAUAAUAAUAAUAAUAAUAAUAUGCCAUUUAGCAGACGCUUUUAUCCAAAGCGACUUACAGUCAUGUGUGCAUACAUUUUUACAUAUGAUCAUGUGAAUUCCCUCUAACUUUUUGUAUAAGCUAAUGUUUUUAAAAAAUAUGCUUUUAUUGCAGUUCUAACGAAGGCACACUGACAGACCGUCCCGUGCAUUAUACACGCCCUCUCUCUUUCUGGGAAAAAACGGUGAUUUCGCCUAUUACAAAAUAUCUGUAUCUGAUUAUAAGGCUGUAUGACACGUUUAAUAAAAAAAUAGUUUGAAUGAAACUGGCAGGUGGUUAGUCUAUCACAACAUUUUAUUCAAUGCCCUUGUUGAUAGCCUAUCAAAUUCUGUUAUUCCAUGUUUAGCUUAGGCAAAUUUGAUCAAAUGACAAAUUAUUUAGGUUAGUUCAUGGUAUAAUUACAACGAGCUAAUUGCAUAAAUAUAGUCAUAUAUUUUGUACGAUAAUGGACUACUUUCCUGUCAUUGCCAUAGACUAAAGCAAAAGAGAAACAUCAAUAAAAAAUUACUCAGAAUAAUAAAUUAUAUAAAUAUAGGAACCACGAUAUUUCACCUAGGCCUACUGGUAGGCUAUAUACCGUUAGUUGGAUUGAUCAAGUAAAUUAAAACGAGUAUUAUGUCCUGGAAAAAAAUAAAAAAAUCUGCGUCAAGUUAUAGCCUGUAGCCUACGGGGUCAGACAAAAACAACUCCAUAACACAGCCUAUAGAAAAACGUCUACAAUAAAACAGAGCAUCACUAAUUGGUUUUAUUGUGAUUGGUUGACUCCGCAGUUCCAUAUAAGUUCUUCUCGGACCCUUCCGGUUUAAACGAGAAGCGGAAACAGCGGCGCAUAAGGACCACCUUCACGAGCUCACAGCUGAAGGAGCUGGAGCGCGUGUUCGCGGAGACCCACUACCCCGACAUCUACACGCGCGAGGAGCUUGCGCUCAAGAUCGACCUUACUGAGGCGCGGGUGCAGGUGAGUCCAGUGGUCUGAUGAAAAACACGAAUUCACAAUAGAUAAAAAAUUUUCAUGCAUGUAUGGGCCUACACCAUCAUGUAUUUUUUUUUGAGAUGCAGUCAGUUAUUGUAAAAAUUAUUGCAAUCUACCAAAUUGUAAUCUAUACAUCCUUCAUUAGUUUAUUUUAGAGAUAGUAUGCAUUAUUAUGAGUAUUUCUAUAUGUAUUUAUUUUGUUGCCUUUUUCCUCUGGUUGUAUGUUUAGACGUUAGAAUGAGACUAAACUAUAUUGUCUGUCUGUAUCAGGUGUGGUUCCAGAACCGGCGGGCUAAAUUCCGUAAGGUGGAGCGUGCAGCCAACUCUAAAUCCGGUAAUGGGACCGGGGGCUCAGGAGGGAAUAACGGCAGUACCGGGGGGAAAAAGGGCGAGCCGAGAUCUUCCUCAGAUGAUGACGAAUCAAAAGAGUCCACCUGCAGUCCCACCCCUGACAGCACCGCCUCGCUGCCUGGCUCAGCCAAUGGGAACAUGGGUAGCCCUGCCAGCCUCAGCCUCAGCCCCAGCCCCGCCCCUGCUAACGCCGGCUACGCUAACACCUCCAGCUCCCCUGUUCUGCAGGGGCUCAAACCCCCUGGCUGGCCCAGCCUAGGCCCCGCUAACCCAGGAAUGGCCCAACCCGCAGCCCAGGCUCCAGAGCUGCUGAAGGCGUGGCAGCCUGCAGACAGUAUGACAGGGCCUUUCGCUGGCGUUCUCUCCUCCUUCCACCGGAAACCCAAUGCUCUCAAGACUAACCUGUACUAGAGACACGGAGCAGAGAUCUCUAGUAUAACUACUGUAUAUCUAUACUCUCCUUCCCCCUCUAUCUACUGCCCCCUUUAAUUUAUUACCCCCCGGACUCUCUAAGUGGCAGUUGUAGUUUGUGAAUGUGUGCGUGUGAGUAUUUGUGUUGAAGUGUGUGUAACAUGCAUCUCAUACGGGGGUGUGUGUGUGUCAGUUGUUCUGUAUGUUCUCACUCCAA
Molecule: messenger RNA, 3279 nt
Organism: Coregonus sp. 'balchen'
Lineage: Eukaryota; Metazoa; Chordata; Actinopteri; Salmoniformes; Salmonidae
Source: the annotation of a GenBank genome assembly